CGAGCUUCCCGAUCUUUUUUUCUCAACACUGACAAGAUGGCAUUGGGGAUGCUAGGUACCACCAGGCUCGCUCUUAGAAGCCAAGGAAGCCGUCUCAGACUUCUCUGUGUUCGCGGUUUGGCAACGGUCAACAAUUCCACAACAUACUCUCCAGAUAUCGAGUCUCGAACCCCGCCUUACCCCAAACUCCUCAAACGACUCCAUGAAGUUCGACGGGUGCUAGGUUCUUCAAGGCAGCUCACAUUGGCCGAAAAGAUCCUAUAUUCACAUCUCGACAAUCCUGAAGAAGCACUUCUCACCAAUACCGAAAAUGGCGCCAAUAUCAGAGGAAAUGCGAAUCUCAAGCUCAAGCCCGAUCGAGUGGCAAUGCAGGAUGCGUCAGCGCAGAUGGCUUUAUUACAAUUCAUGACCUGCAACCUUCCCUCGACUGCGGUUCCUGCUAGCAUACACUGUGACCAUAUGAUUGUGGGGGAGAGGGGUGCAGAUGUGGAUCUUCCAGAAUCAAUCAAGGGCAACAAGGAGGUCUUCGACUUCUUGGAAUCUGCAGCAAAGAAGUAUGGCAUUGAGUUCUGGCCGCCCGGAGCUGGCAUCAUUCAUCAGACCGUCUUGGAAAACUAUGCUGCUCCGGGAUUGAUGAUGUUGGGUACAGAUAGUCACACUCCGAAUGCUGGCGGAUUGGGAGCCAUUGCAAUUGGUGUUGGUGGUGCUGAUGCUGUAGACGCCCUCGUUGAUGCGCCUUGGGAAUUGAAGGCCCCAAAGAUCUUGGGUGUUCGACUGGAGGGACAAUUAAACGGCUGGGCCUCGCCAAAGGAUGUUAUUCUAGCUCUUGCUGGAAAAUUGACUGUCCGAGGUGGGACGGGGUAUAUUAUUGAGUAUCAUGGCCCAGGUGUUGACUCGCUGAGCUGCACGGGGAUGGCAACAAUAUGUAAUAUGGGCGCCGAGGUGGGGGCCACAACAUCACUUUACCCGUUCUCUACACGGCAUGUCCCAUACCUCGAGUCAACUCAUAGAUCAUCGAUUGCUCUACAAGCUCAAACAAUUGCUUCUUCACCUUCUUUGGUCAACAUGCUGCGAGCCGAUGAAGGUGCUCAAUAUGACGAACUGAUUACAAUUGAUCUCUCUACUCUUGAGCCCCACGUCAAUGGACCAUUCACCCCUGAUUUGUCGACACCGUUGUCCGUCUUUGCCAAAGCAGUUAAGACCAACAAUUGGCCAGAGACAGUAUCUGCUGGUCUCAUUGGUAGUUGCACAAAUAGCUCUUACCAGGAUAUGGCUAGAGCCGAGGAUCUUGUUAAACAGGCUUCUGCUGCAGGCCUGAAGCCAGCAACCGACUUCUUCAUUACACCUGGCAGUGAGCAAAUUCGAGCAACUCUUGAGCGAGAUUCUACUCUGGAGACUUUCGAGGACGCUGGCGGUAUCGUCUUGGCCAAUGCUUGUGGUCCGUGUAUAGGGCAAUGGAAGAGGACUGAUGAUGUCAAUAAAGGAGACCACAACGCCAUCUUCACAUCAUACAACCGAAACUUCCGCGGCCGAAAUGAUGGUAACCCAGAGACCAUGAACUUCUUAGCAUCACCAGAAAUCGUGACUGCCAUGUCUUACGCCGGUAGCACAACCUUCAACCCUCUGACAGACACUCUCACUACUCCUUCAGGGGCAGCCUUUCGCUUCUCACCACCAACUGGCGCCGAACUUCCAGCUUCAGGCUUCGAAAUUGGAAACCCAGAUUUCCUACCAACAUCAGGCGCUCCUUCACCUCAAACCGAAGUUGUCGUCUCCCCUACAUCUGACCGACUCGCGCUCCUUGAGCCAUUUGCCCCAUUUCCAGAAAGUGACCUCCAAGGUCUCAAAGUCCUGUACAAAGUCACUGGGAAGUGCACAACCGAUACUAUUUCCGCCGCUGGUCCUUGGCUCAAAUACAAAGGCCAUCUCCCCAACAUCAGUGCCAACACCUUAAUCGGAGCAGUCAAUGCUGCUACAGGCGAAGUAAACGUAGCGUAUGACUUCGAUGGCACCACAUUCGGUAUCCCUGAACUUGCGCAGAAAUGGAAAGACCAAGGUCUGGAAUGGCUUGUUGUAGCAGAAGAUAAUUACGGCGAAGGAUCAGCACGUGAACAUGCUGCUCUCCAACCACGAUACCUUGGCGGCAGAGUCAUUCUCGCAAAGAGCUUUGCUCGCAUUCAUGAGACAAAUUUGAAGAAACAGGGUGUGGUCCCUCUCACGUUUGCGAAUGGUGAGGAUUACGGCAAAAUCGAUGCCUGCGAUGAGGUUGAGACAGUGGGGUUGUAUGAUACGUUGAAGAAUGGUGGAAAGGGUGAAAUAAGUCUGCAGGUCAAGAAAGCGAAGUCAAAGAAGACGAUUACGAUCAAGACGAAGCAUACGUUGAGUGAGGAUCAGUGCGGUUUCAUCCUCGCGGGCAGCGCAUUGAAUUUGCUUGCUAAGAUGAAGCGGUCGUAGGUUGGAUUGAUCUGGUUGUAGAGUAUACGGAGUUUUCGGGACUGAGAAAAGUUCAAUGAUAUCCUUGUUUAUAUGCAUCUGAGGUUUCUCUCCGUGCGUUUCUUACUGCUUUAAAUGUGAGAUACGAAUUGAG
This is a messenger RNA of Mollisia scopiformis, 2587 nucleotides long. Its product is annotated as aconitate hydratase-like protein. The coding region runs from base 37 to 2454 and encodes 805 amino acids. The transcript has 3 exons. The record is from RefSeq and is a predicted model, not a curated record. Gene Ontology annotation, molecular function: aconitate hydratase activity; 4 iron, 4 sulfur cluster binding. Gene Ontology annotation, biological process: tricarboxylic acid cycle. Lineage: Eukaryota; Fungi; Ascomycota; Leotiomycetes; Helotiales; Mollisiaceae. Gene Ontology annotation, cellular component: mitochondrion; cytosol.